AUGGGAAAACUUUCAAAGCACCAGAAAAUCGCCAUAGCUCUUGCCGCGUCUAUUAAUUUAAAUACAAAAAAGAAAAAUAUGGGUGAAAGAAUACCUGGAAAUGAAACAGAGUGGAAAGAAAUUGCUGAGGAAUUCGAAACAAAAUGGAAUUUCAGUCACUGUGUUGGAUCAUGUGAUGGGAAGCAUAUCGCUAUAGAAAAACCCCACGAAAGUGGCUCUUUGUUUUACAAUUAUAAGGGAUUCUUCAGUAUUGUACUGUUUGCUGUUGUAAAUGCUAACUACGAAUUUAUGUAUGUACACACAGGCACCAAUGGAUCCAUUGCAGAUGGAGCAAUUUUAAAAUGUAAAAAAUUUCAUAAGAAAAUGAUUAAUAAUUCUUUAAAUUUGCCAUCUCCAUCUCCACUGCCAGGCACAGACGAAAUUGUACCAUACGUGUUUCUGGGGGAUAGUGCAUUCGCAUUGAACAAAAAAUUUAUGAAACCAUUUCCUUUUAAAAAUAUUAAUCGGAUGCAAAGGAUUUUUAAGUAUCGAUUAUCGCGAGCCAGGAGAGUGGUUGAAAAUGCCUUUGGCAUACUGAGUUCCCGUUUUAGAGUACUGCGUAGACCACUUGAUCUAGAUCUGGAGAAUGUGGAUGCUGUGGUGUUGGCAUGUUGCGCUCUGCACAACUUUCUGAGGAAACGAGUACCAACUUACAUAUGUCAUUCUAAUAUUAAUUCAGAAAAUAUAGGACAGGAUGGCAAUAUUGUUCGCAAUAAAUUCAUGGACUAUUUCAAUUCUGUUGGACAUGUUAGUUUCCAAGACCGAAUGAUUGAUGUUGUACCACCAUAA
This is a messenger RNA of Pieris macdunnoughi, 828 nucleotides long. NCBI's taxonomy places the organism in Eukaryota, Metazoa, Arthropoda, Insecta, Lepidoptera, Pieridae. The record is from the annotation of a GenBank genome assembly.